Molecule: messenger RNA, 433 nt
Organism: Exophiala aquamarina CBS 119918
Lineage: Eukaryota; Fungi; Ascomycota; Eurotiomycetes; Chaetothyriales; Herpotrichiellaceae
Exons: 1
Coding region: 4-243 (79 amino acids)
Source: RefSeq, a predicted model, not a curated record
GCUAUGUUAAACCCUGGGCCUUGCUCCAUGCUACCGUCACAUCUCCAUCUUCGAGGCGCCAAUUACGUCGUUGCCAUCCUCGGGACAAUUCAGACAUACAAGAGCAACAAGAACGGCGCACGCACGGUCCAGAACACCCUUCAUGCCGGCGAGAUGACAAUCUUCCCCAUCGGCCCAAUCCGCACGAUGAUGAAUAUAGGGUGCGAGAAUGCACAGCUCAUCUCUGCCCUCAAUAGUGACUGACGAUACUGGCACAUUGAAUGUGGCCAACGCAUCCUUCAGCCUUCCUCAGAAUAUCUCGAGUACGGUUCUUGAUGGCGGUGUCCAUGUACAAAAUGUUGAUGGCCAGAUUCCACAGCCCGGCACUGAGGCACAUUUUGGUCCGGAAGAGUGCAUUGCUGCCUGCGCCGCCAGGGGCAAGAUGGUCAGGCGC